UACAAUUUUUUUUUUUUGCAAUUAUACUGUUUUAAAAUAAAUUUAGAAAAUCACUAGUGUUCACGAUUUGUUUAUAUUAAAUUAAUUAUGCAUUAUAAGUCAAUAGUUAGUGUUCCCUUUGUAUUUAACCAUUAUUGAACACAUUAGAAUGUUUGUUCUCAUUCCAUUUUUUUAUGUUUUUGAUUAAUUUAAACAUUUAUUUUGACAUUUUUUGUACAAUAAUUUCUUCUCUUAUACAUAAUACAAAUGUUACAGUUUUCAUACACUCCGUUUUAUUGUGAUCUUCAUACUCUAUGUGAUUAUGUGAAUCAAACUUAUUUAUACUUAUGGUAUACUUAAUUGGUCUAUUUACAAUUGAAUUAUUAAAACAAAGAGAUCUUAUUAUACCAUGUCUGAAGUAGUUUCAUAUUCACCUGUAAAAAAGGAAUUUGAUGUAUCAUCUGGAAAUAAUAAUGAUAAUUCAAACAAUAAUUUUGAAGAAAAUGGGGACAUUGAAAAUGAUCAAUCAAAUUCUAAUUAUGAUACAGUCUCAGACUGUGGAACUUCCGUUCAUAGAUGUGAUAGAUGUGAUAACUAUGAAACUUUAAAUGAAACAAGUCUAAUAUCACACUUGGCUACAUGUCAAGGAACAGAAAGUAAUAAUGAGAAUGAUCUACAAACAAAUCGUAAAUUAUUUGAAUGUGAUAUAUGCAACAUGAAAUUUUCAAAUGGUGCUAAUAUGAGAAGACAUAAAAUGAGACACACAGGAGUUAAACCUUAUGAAUGUAAAAUUUGUCAAAAGCGUUUUUUUAGAAAAGAUCAUUUAGCUGAACAUUUUACAACACAUACAAAAUCAUUACCAUUUCAUUGUCCAAUUUGUAAUAGAGGAUUUCAACGUCAAAUUGCAAUGAGAGCACAUUUUCAAAAUGAACAUGUUGGUCAACACGAUAUGGUUAAAUCAUGCCCAUUAUGUAAUUUUAGAGCUAGUUCAAUGAAAAGUUUAAGAGUCCAUUUUUUUAACCGACAUGGAAUUGACCUAGAUAACCCAGGUGUUAAUGUAAUAAAUUCUACUUUAACAAACCAUAUUGAAUAUAAUAGCGGAAAUGUAAGUACUAGUGGAGCUUGUAGUGAUAGCGGAGAUUCAAUUGGAGGAAGUCGUUCAGAAAGUAAUGCAACACCACCUAUGCAUUUUCUUACACCCCAUGUUGAAAUAUCAAUGACAGAACCCAAUCCUACAGAGUGCUCAUCUUUUUCCUCUUCUCAAGUUAAUGAUAAUAACAUGAAAACUGAAACUAUUCAAAAUUUAAAUAAUGAUGAUGUUUCACAAGAUAAUGAAUGUCCAAACUCUCCACAAUCAACAGAUUCAAACUCCAAUAUGUCUACAUUACCAAUAUUAGCAGGAAAUAGUCGACAAGAAGGUGAAGUAAGUACAAUCACACCAUCUGUUUCUCUCAUUCCUAUAAAACAAGAACAAGGAGAUGAGCAUUUAAGAAAAAAUAGUUCAAAUAAUGUCCAAAAUGGAGAAACUGAGUCUGGACGUUUUCAACCAGCAUCAAGUUUAUCAUCAUUAAUCAAAGUAUCACCUCUAAAAUCAUUGUUGCGUGAUGAAUUUAAACGUAACAUAAAUAUGAAUACCCCUGAAUUAUCUCAGCCUCAUAACACAGAUCCUGGUAUUUGGAGGUAUAUAGCAUUUCAAAAAACAUUACAAUGUUCCUUUUGCGGUAUUACAUUUCCAGACCAAACACUUUACUUUCUUCACAAGGGGUGUCAUUCUGAAACAAACCCAUGGAAAUGCAAUAUUUGUGGAGAACAAUGUAGUAACGUAUAUGAGUUUAAUUCUCAUUUACUUAGUAAAACCCAUCAAUAAUCUUCAUACAUUAUUUAUUUCCAAAAACAAUUUAUUCAUAUCAUCUAUAUUGUAAUGUCUUAGUACUUUAAUUAAUAAUGUAUUUAAUCAGUGAUAACCAAAAUAAAAUAUAUCUUAAAAUAUGCUGCAAUAUUAGCCAUAAAACUUAAAAUAUUUCAAUUGAUUUAUUUUGCAAACGUAGUAUUGGAAAUAAUAAUUUUUUGUUAUAAAAGUAAAAAAUACAAAUUAAUAAAUUCAUUUUUUAAAAUUAAUCUACCUACUUGUUAUACAAAUUAAUAAUAUUAAAUUAAAUUAAAUAUAACAUAAACUAUGAUUGUUUAUUAUAAAUGUAUGACUGAUAGUCUUUAUUCAAUUUAAAAUUGUAUGGUGACUACUUGUAUUUGUUUAACAACAAUUUACUACAGUAUUAAUUGCAUACCUAUCAAAAUAAACCAAAUAAAAUAAAAUUAUGUAUUGACAGGUUAUUAUGAUGAAAAAACGUGUCAGUGGUCGACUGUAUUAAUUUUAUGGAAUUAAUUAUUUUAAAACAAAUGUAUUUAUUUAAUUUUCUCCCAAGCACAAAUAUUUAAAAUAUAUUUUAUUUUGUAUAACUAAAUUAAGUAUUUUAAAUAUUCAUCAUGUAAUGGAUUGGUAACAAAGCUAAAAUAUUUUGUUUUAAUGAUUUUGUACUUAAGAGUUUUAUUUCUAAGUACAUAAAAGUUUAAAAAAAUAUUUGGUAUUUACCCUUUUUUAAUAAUGUCUACAUUAUUCAAUGAUUUUGUUGAAAUGCUGUUACUCUAAAGGAGCACAAGUUUAUUUAUUUAAAAUAUUCAUUGUAUUGAUUGGUAUAGAUAAUGUAAUAUAAGUUAUAUGUGUUAUCUAAGUAAUUAAUUGUAAGUACGAAACAAAGUUAUUUUAUUUUGUUGAGUUUUAAAAUUUUCCGUCCAAAGUGCCUUGUCAGUAUAUUGAUUGUAUUUUAAAAUAAAAUAAUUAAAACUGUAUUAAUAUAAUAUAUUUCUGAGAAAAUAGUUUAAAAAUAUAUUGUAAAAAACUGUUAAAAAUAGGCAAAUUAUAUUAUUCGCCCAUUAUUUGUGACACAAAUACACAAUAAUUGUGUACUCAUUUUUUUACUAAGGAUUUGUCUGCAUGAAUUUGAAAACAGAUUUGAGUAAAUAAUCGUUCUCCAUCUCUGGUAUAAAUUAUUAUAUUCAUUAUAAAUUAUAAUUAUAAUUUAUAGUUUUAAAAUGUUUGUACUAAUUUAUUGUUUAAAAUUUUAUGUACUCAUAAUGUUUCGUUAUUAACUUUUGUAUUAGUAAUAUCAUAACUUGUGUGAAAGAAAAAAUAAGAAAACAUUUAGCUGCAUUAAAAUACUAAUUCACUUAAUUCAACUAUUGCUUGUAGGUAAUCAAACAUAUUUUUACUGGCCAAAACUUCUGUUGUGUUAUAAAUUUUAAUUACUAAUUAUUUACUUUACUUCCAAAUUCAGUUGUAUUAAAAUAGUGUUAUAUUAUUUAUAAGUAUACAUUCCAAACAUCUAUUUAAUUAACUCAUUUUUAGUUAGUUAGAUAUCCAUUGAUUAUUAAUGAGUACAUUGACUAGUAUGGUCAAUAUGAAGUUGUACCAGUAAAAUUAUCAUUUACCUGACAUGUUAUUAACUAAAAUAAACUUAAACUUCCAUAAAAAAAAAACAAGAAAUAUUAAAUUAGGUAUACUUUAUUAUAAAAUAAUUUGCCUAUGUUUAGUUAUCUAUUUUUCUGUGAUAUUAUAUUAUAUUGUAAAUUUUUCUAUUCAAAUUAUUUACUGAGUGUAAGCACUCAUUUUGUGUUCAAAAUACUAACAAUUGAAAAAUGUACUGUACAACGAUAUGAUUAGUUUGUUUUUUUUGGGCUAAUUACCUGUCGCUUGUGAUAUACUUAUUGUUAUUUGGUACUUUACAUAUGAUAUUGAAUUAUACGGAAUCAAAGAAAUUACAUUUUUUGUGACUAUAAUAGUGACAGAGCUAUACCUUUUUAGUUUACCAAUAUUUUCUUAGGCGGUUGGUGCUAUAAAAGAUAUUAACCUGUUACUUAUUAUGGUGUACGAUACUCAUCCUUGGUAUGGUAUAUAUUCACACCGUUAUUAUUAUCAUUAUUAUGUGAAAUUUAGUAUAGUACAUUUACGAUUGAACGAACAAAGAUUGUUAGUAUUUUUUAACACAAAAUAUAUCAAUGCACGAUCCUAUAAUGUCUAAUAUAAGUACUAAAGUAAUAAAUCUUUUACCACUAACAGACCUGGAUUAAAACCAAAGCCCACAGGAAAAUUAAAAAAUUUUGUGCCCCUAUUUACAACUUGAAAAUUUUAUUUUAAUAUUUAAUUUGUGUUUAAUAAUUAAUUGUAAAAUCUUUUUAUAUUUUUCAAUCAAUAUACAAAAACUCAUCAUUAUUAAAAUUUGAAUUAAUCAUAAAAUAAUAUUUGUAACUUAUUGGAUAUAUUAUUUGAACUAAAAGUAAAACAUUAAACAUAACAUAAAAUAAACCUAAAUGUUUUAUACAAAUUUAAAACCGCAGUGUGGUCUAAAUAAUAUUAUCAAUUUUAAUUAAACAACAAUAGGACUACUAUAGGGUUUUAAAUAUGUUCACAAACUAAUCUAUUAGUUAAAAAUUUACUAUAAACUCAUACUUAAUCAAAAAAAUAAAUAAAUUAAUAAAAAGUAAUUUGUAUUUUUUAUCAAAACAAAUAUAUUGUUGCUGAAAUAAUACCCCUAAAUCUGUAAUCCGUUUCAGUUAUGUAGGUUGUAAAUUAUAAUGUUUACGCCUUAUACCGGGCCUGACCACAAGUUAAUUUUUAGAGCACAAUUGCAGUUGUGAUUAAAGUCCGCGAUACUAUGUUUCAUAAGUCACAUUGUAAAUACAUAUUUUUACAUUUAAUAUUAUAAUAAUACCUUUAUUUUAUCUGUAAUAUAAUUAAACAUAAUAUUUCCUAUGUACACAAUUAUUCAUACCCCUACCUAAUCUUUGUAAAUUUUACUUUAUUUAUUUAGUGAUUUAUUAGAAAUAUAAACUGUAGUAUUUUGUUACUUGCAAGUAUCAUUAAAUAUAGAAUUAGACACCCACCUUGUAUUAAUAUUGAGUUUUUGUGAACAAUUCUGAUUGCUAGUACAAUUUUUGUAAAUAAUUUUUACGAAAAUUUUCAUUUUCAUAUUUGGUCUAGACUAGACGUUUUAAUUAUUUUUAUAUUAAUUUAUUGUUCUUUAUUGUUGCACAGUUUUAUUUUCAUCCUAUAUCAUAUGUUAAUUUGAUUGUAUUAAAUGCCAUUAUUUUUAGUCUAAAAUAACGGAAUACAGGGUUUUUGAUAUCUAAAUUAGUCUAUAAUUUAAUAUUGUAAUUAUUGUAAACAAUUCUAAUUGCUAGUACAGUUUUUGUAAAAAUAUUUACAAAAAUUUCCAUUUUCAUGCUUGGUCAAAACGUUUUAAAUUAUGUACACAAAUUUACAAGAAUUAUUUAUCAUUAAGCAUAUAACCUAAUUGGAUUUUUUAAGAUAAAUAAAUAACUGUUGAGUAUUACAUCUUGUAAUGAUAAAAAAAAUCUCAAAUGUAACAAUUAUUUUUAUGAUAAUGAAAAUGUAACAUAAUAUGGUAUUAUUUUAAUGUUAAUUAAUAUUAAAUACUUUUAGUUAUUCUGUUUUUUUUUUAAAUUAUUAAUUAUGUUUUUAUGAAAUACUAAACCUGUAUUAUGUGAUUUUCAAAUUGUGACUGUAAAUUCAUAUUCCGUCCAAUCAGUAUGAAAUGUUAAAUUUGACUAUUUAUAACUAUUUAUACAUUCUUAACUGUUAUAGUGUUAAAUAUUGUUAGUUAAUAAUUAAUAAAUGGCAAGUGUUUUUAAUAUAUUAUGUUAUAGUUUAUUCUAAUAGAUUUUGUACUAAAUAUAUUUUUUUUAUUAUUUCCAAGGUACCAACUAUGCAAUAGAUAUAAUCCUAAAAAAAAUGUAGGUCUUAUUGGAAAAAGCUGUUUUUGCAGUUAUUAAAAGAGUGUUAUGACUAUAAAUGAACAUAAAUCCAUCAUUGUUUGUAAGUCAAAUCAAAUGGUUUUUAUUUUGAUAAAUGUUUUGUCUUUUAUAUUUAUAAUUAUAUUCUUCUCAAAAUCAUAGUACCUUUUCAUGAUUUGUUUAACGAUAGAUUUAUAAAUAAAUUAACACUUUAUUGUU
Molecule: messenger RNA, 6006 nt
Organism: Rhopalosiphum padi (bird cherry-oat aphid)
Lineage: Eukaryota; Metazoa; Arthropoda; Insecta; Hemiptera; Aphididae
Product: zinc finger protein ztf-16
Exons: 4
Coding region: 389-1846 (485 amino acids)
Biological process (GO): regulation of transcription by RNA polymerase II
Molecular function (GO): RNA polymerase II cis-regulatory region sequence-specific DNA binding; DNA-binding transcription factor activity
Source: RefSeq, a predicted model, not a curated record